GGAGGGAUUCGGGGGGCAAAAAGCUGCCCAGAAUGUGGGGAGCGCCGGUUGGCCUGGGGGGCCACCCCACUCCCCCCAGCCUGCUGCCACCCACCUGCCUCCUGGCCCUGCACGCAGGUCUCCUGGCGGGGGUGAACAUCACCAGCCCCACGGCUCUGGUCCGCGGCACAGCGGGCAAGGCAGCGCUGCUGUCGGUGCGUUACGCCAGCGCCAGCGCCGACAAGCCAGUGGUGAAGUGGCAGCUGAAGCGCGACAAGCCCGUCACCGUUGUCCAGUCCAUCGGCACCGAGAUCAUUGGCAACCUCCGGCCCGACUACCGCGACCGCAUCCGGGUGCUGGAGAAUGGCUCCUUGCUCAUCAGCCCUUUGCAGUUGUCUGAUGAAGGAGCUUAUGAGGUAGAGGUGUCCAUCACUGAUGACACCUUCACCGGUGAGAAGACCAUCAACCUCACCGUGGACAUCCCCAUCUCAAAGCCACAAGUGCUGGUGGCAUCCUCAACGGUGCUGGAGCUUAGUGAGUUCUUCACCCUCAACUGCUCGCACGAGAACGGCACCAAGCCCACCUACACCUGGCUGAAGGACGGGCGGCCGCUGAGCAACGACUCCCGCCUGCUCCUCUCCCCUGACCAGAAGAUCCUCACUAUCACCCGUGUUCUCAUGGCUGAUGAUGAUGUCUACAGCUGCCUGGUGGAGAACCCCAUCAGCCAUGGCCGUAGCAUCCCUGUGAAGCUCACCGUCUACCGCCGGAGCUCCCUCUACAUCAUCCUUUCCACAGGCGGUAUCUUCCUCCUUGUCACCCUGGUGACAGUUUGUGCCUGCUGGAAGCCCUCCAAGAAGGAGAAGUGCCAGGCGGAGACGCAGGCAGCCCCCGAGUUCUCUGAGCAGGACGAGGAGCGCCUGAAGCAUGAGGCCGAGAGCAUCCCACGGAGCAGCGACCACGACCGCAAGAAUCCGGUGGCCUUGUACAUCCUCAAGGACAAGGUAAGCAGCGGGUUGCUUGUCGGCAUGGCACUGUCUUGCGAGCUUGGCACACUUGGCUACCCUUUUCACCCCGCCUCCCCGGCCCGGGCCGCCGGCCGCUCGCCGGGCCCACCAGUGGGGCGCUCCACUCGCCGCUACCAUCGCUCGCCGGCGCGCUCACCCGCUUCUACGCGGACCCACCGCUCACCCCCUGGUUCACCAGCACGUUCCCGUGGGGCCCCGCGGCUGCUGCGGACUGCUGGCGUCCACGUCAUCCGGGAGCAGGAGGAGGCCAACGCUGUGGAGAUCAGUGCCUGA
This is a messenger RNA of Chaetura pelagica (chimney swift), 1277 nucleotides long. It is a transcript of the gene HEPACAM, whose product is annotated as hepatic and glial cell adhesion molecule. The transcript has 7 exons. Lineage: Eukaryota; Metazoa; Chordata; Aves; Apodiformes; Apodidae. The coding region runs from base 33 to 1277 and encodes 414 amino acids. The record is from RefSeq and is a predicted model, not a curated record.